CCCAAUCGCAGGCAUCGCCCAUCCCCGACCGCAACAUCGCCCAUUGCGCCUUCCCUCUCGACAUCACUCGGCCGACCGCGCCUUCCCUGAGCCAAGCGACGGCCCGCUCCAUCUCUCGGCGCAUACAUAGGCGGCCACCAUGUUCAAGCCCACACCCGCCCUGCAGGGCACCCUGCGACGCCUCCCUCUCAGCACCAAGCAAGCCGGCAAAGAAUACUACAAGGGCAACCGCGUCGGGUCAAUGGGCACAAUCAACCGCUACGGCAACUUCACACCGGACUGGAACAAGGUCAGGACGUAUGUGUAUCCCGUGCAUGGGACGAAGAACUCCGAGUUGACGCCCUUCGUCGCCGAAACGGUCCAAAAGACGCGCACCACCGACUCUGGCCAGGCCGAAGUGUACCCCAAGCGCUUCACCGGCGAGGACUACCUGCGGGCGUGGAAAAUGGCGGGCGGGCAUGACGUCGUGUAUGACGAGGAUGCGAGCAAAGCGAGAACGAAUAUGCCGGUGCCGUUUGAAGAGAGGCGGUGAUGAGCCGUUCGAGGAGUGGCUCGAGGAGUGGCUCGAGGAGUGGUUCGAUGAGAAGAGCAGGAUUCGCGUGAACCUAAGAGAGCCUCAUGCUUGGUGCGCCAAGAGAAGGUGUCAGGGAACGGUUGCUGUGUGAUGCAAGCUCUACAGGCGUGGUGCAUGUACGAUUGGAGCAGGACGAGGCAUAUCACUUGCGUAGGCCAAGUUUCAUAGCAGGGCUUUUUCAUAGCAGGGCUGUUGGAGGAGCACUGCGCUGGCGGUCUGAGGAUCCAGUGUGUUGUUGUGUAUGCGUAUUGUACAUUCUAGGGUAUCUUGUACUUUCCCGGUCAUCCGUCUACGUCCAGACUAUCAUACAGGCCUUGCAC
Molecule: messenger RNA, 894 nt
Organism: Macroventuria anomochaeta
Lineage: Eukaryota; Fungi; Ascomycota; Dothideomycetes; Pleosporales; Didymellaceae
Exons: 2
Coding region: 140-532 (130 amino acids)
Cellular component (GO): mitochondrial large ribosomal subunit
Molecular function (GO): structural constituent of ribosome
Source: RefSeq, a predicted model, not a curated record